AUGCUGUGUGUAUCGCUUGUGCUCCUACAAAUAUGGUUGGUGCACUGCUGCAAUUCUGGAGUCGAGCUCUCUUCGAACAACCUGUUAUGCAAGAAACGCCUUGCAUACCCGUGCGAUGCCAACAAUGAUGAAGUGGAAGGGUGUUGUUGUGAGAAUGGCUACCAAUGGAAUGCCACCGGAUAUUGUGAAGAAUGCUCCUUUUCCAUCAACUGGGGUUGCACAGCAGCCAUGGUGGUGGCAUCAGGCGCUGGAAUUGCUGCGGCGCCUGCACUCUUGGCACUGGCAGGGUUCACCAGUGCUGGCAUUUCUGCAGGGUCAUUAGCGGCACUGUGGCAAGCGAACAUGGCAGGGAUCGCGAGUGGGAGCCUUUUCUCUACUUUGCAAAGCAUCUCCAUGGCUGGUCUGGGUUGGGGUGGCACUGUUUCAGUUGGAGGCAGUGCCGGUGCUGCGGCCAUGGGCUUCUGCAAAGCAGUGGAGUCCCUAUGGCCUGGGGUCGCUGGUGCCACUCCGCCAAGUGAGCUAGAGAUGUUCUUGGAUCGCCAUUGGCUUGGGGAGGUGAGCCGGGCCAUUAUCGAUGCAAGUGGCGCCAGUUGCUUGGAGGAUUUGCAGCACCUGGACGCUGAAGGGGUCAACCAGCUGGUGCGGGAUGCCAAGCUGAAACCGGUCAUGGCCAGCAAGCUCCGAAAAGCUUUGAAAAAGCUGAAGACGGAGCUUUAG
Molecule: messenger RNA, 717 nt
Organism: Durusdinium trenchii
Lineage: Eukaryota; Dinophyceae; Suessiales; Symbiodiniaceae
Source: the annotation of a GenBank genome assembly